AUGGCUUCUCAAAGGCGCUCUAUUUUACUAUUUGUGAACAACGCCCCUUGUCAUAACCAAGCAGCAGUAUUCUUCAACGUCAAAUCGGUACGGCUGCCUCUGAACUGUCCUGCAGUGUUACCACCAAUGGAUCAGGGCAUGAUUUGGUUUUUUGAAUAUGAGCAACGUAUCAUGAAAGCCGAGGUGGACAUUCUCAUGGCCAUGCAUCUGGUCAAAAAAGCUUGUGUGUCUGUGCGCCCGCACGUAUUGAUCAGCGCUUUCAUGAAAGAAGGGUUACAAUUCACAUUGAUUAGACCGUCAUUAGAAUUAGAAUUCGUUUUGAAUCAAGCUAAGCAUCGCAAAGACGAAGAUGAAUGUGAGGCAGUGAAUGCGCUGGAAGUCAUCUCAAUCAGAGAGGCGCAGAAGUCAUUGGAUCGAUUGAAGCCGUUUGCCGUGGUUGAUGCUCGGACCUCGUGCGGAUUACCGAUCUACGGAAGAUGGCACUUCGAGCCGUACUACUAUGCAGGGUGGAUUAGAGAACAUUCGGAUACCGGAGUAAACUACCUCGUCACGUUUGAAGACGGGUCCGAAGACCGUCUGCGUGCUGGAGAUAUACUCCUGUUGAAUUUGUUGCCCAUGAACACCAAUGUUUUUGUGGACUGGAAGAACAAUCUUGAAUAUCAAGGUAACUGUUCAAUCACGGCUCAUACAAACGACCCUUGGAAGCCGUAUGAGAUCCGGCGGGAUCCUGAUGGUUUACGACGAACCUUCCGUCGGAAAAACGUAGCCAUCCAUCACAAGGAAGUCCUUCGGUUACGAGGCGAAGGCAUUUUACCGGACAAGACCACGGACAGCGUGUUGCGCAAAGCGUUGCUCGGUACAAACAUCAACUAUUCUAAGUCAGACCUAGGCUCAUUGGACGACCGCUCAGUUGUUUCUGAUGUUAGUUUGGCGAAUAUGGUUUUUGGAAAGCGUGUGCGCAAAAUUAAACGUCCGUGUGAUGAGAACGAAAAAGAGCCCGAGCUUGAUCGAACUCAAAUUCGCAAGACACCAGAGAAGCGCCAAAAGCUUACCGGUCAGCACUCAAAUCGAAGAACAUUGAGGCGUUCUGCUUUAGGUGCUUUUUCACGACAUCCUCGAACCCGCGUUAUUUCGGGAUCCGAAGAAGAAGAGGAAGAAGGAUUGACUCAACCAAUGUCAAUCGACGCUGUUGGUGAGCGCACACAGACCAGAGAUUGCCUGCGCUAUCUACCCGUGUCCCAGAGUCGCGGACCUCGGGAUUCAGCUAACUACUAUCUUCGACGUACUCUUUCCCGUUCACUAAACCUUCCUAUUCCAAGUUGUUCCCUGUUCCGGGGCUGGACGAUCAUUUUCACCGGGCGAUUCCCGCAUGUCUUCACCUCACCGGCUGGUUCUGCACCUGGCGAUCGUGAAACGCUUAAAAAACUUGUACUGGCUACCGGAGGUCAGGUGUCCACAUCUGACCUGAAAUGCAAAGAAAAUCAAUCGGACUUAUUUAUCAAUUAUCAGAAGAAUCGCGUGGCACUUGUUGCUUCGGGACCAUGUCGAACAAUGCGGUAUUUUCAAGCCUUGGCAACCCUUGGCCGCGUGCCUCUUCUGCGGACCAAGUGGAUUGUUGAUGCGGUUCGUUAUGAAGCCUCGGAGUCACAGAACGUUAAUGACGACAAUAAUCCCUCAGAGAAGUGCACAAACUGGCCUCUUCGACUGUUACUUGAUCACCCUGGUCGCUACGAAUUAUCUCGAGGCAUGCUCACCACAUCUGGAGAGUGGAUCGAAUGGUCUGCUGUUCCGAUACAUUAUCUGUCUACUUCAUCUUCGGACGACGUCCCUACUCCCUCCUUAUUCAAACCCUCAGUCGACUGGUCCACUGAAACCUGCAAAGUAAUUGCAAUUGUUACCGAUGAUACAGAUGUGUUUGGUCCCUCCUGGUCCACUAUUUUACGGUUAGCACAUGGUUCAAAAAUUAUCCCUGGAACCAUGGAUCCACAACCCGAGUCUAUCUACGAGUGCCAUCCAAUCCCCACAUUCUCGGUGCAAGACUCAGUUGCCCAGCUGUCCACCGUGAUCCGUUCGCAAUUUAGUCCCCAGCGAUCGUCGGCGAGAUUGGUUCUUGUUGAUCGCAGUAAACUGACAGAGCGCAUUUUAUCUGCGUUACAAUCGUUACCUGUCCGAUUGGUCACUUGUGAUUACUUCAUCCAAUCGUUGAUAUGUGGUCGGUUGUUGGAUCCGGAUGCUUCACCCCAUUUCAUUCCAACAUUGGUCCAGAAGAGCGUGUAA
Messenger RNA from Echinostoma caproni, 2277 nucleotides. The record is from the annotation of a GenBank genome assembly. NCBI's taxonomy places the organism in Eukaryota, Metazoa, Platyhelminthes, Trematoda, Plagiorchiida, Echinostomatidae.